CACGCCCAUUUGCAGGCGCAAAAGAGAGAAAACGAAAGCAUCUCUCUCUUCCUGGUGAGGCAGCAGCUAUGGCUGCUUCUGGGGGUCCCGUGCAGGAUCUCUGCGAGGAAGCCACUUGCCCCAUCUGCCUGGAGUAUUUCAGGGAUCCGGUGAUCAUCCCGGAGUGCGGGCACAACUUCUGCCGAUCCUGCCUGAUCCAGUGCUGGGGGGAAUCCGAGGGAGAGGCUUCCUGCCCUCAGUGCAGGGAAAUCCUUCAGCACAGGAACCUCAUCCCCAAUCGGCCGCUGAAAAAUGUUGUGAAAAAACUUACAGUCGGGAAACUCCGUCUUCAUGAGGAAAAGGGGGCCGAAGGAAAGGGGAGGGUCUGCGAGAAGCACCUGGAGCCCCUGAAGCUCUUCUGCAAGAAGGACCAAAGCCCCAUCUGUGUGGUGUGUGACAGAUCCAAGGAGCACAAAAGCCACGAGGUGGUUCCUCUAGAGGAGGCGUCCCAGGAGUACAAGGAUCAGAUCAGCACCUGCCUAGACAACAUGAAGGAGGAGAGAGAAAAAUUUCUGGUGUUUAAAGCAGACGCAGAAAAGGAAAGUCAAGACCUGCUUAAACAAACAGGUGCAGAGAGGGAAAAGAUGGUGGCUGAGUUCAGGCGACUGCACCAGUUUCUGGAAGAACAGGAGAAACGUAUUCUGGCCCAGAUGGCGGAAGUGGAGAAGGAGAUUGCAGCCCAAAGGGAGGAGCACCUGGCCAGACUCUCCAGGGAACUCUCCUCUCUUGACAGCCUCAUCCGGGAGAUGGAGGAGAAGCUUCAGGAACCAGCGAGUGAACUCCUGCAGGAUAUUGGAAGCUUAUUGCAGAGGUCUCAGGAGAAGGAGAACUUAGAGGAUCCUCCUGUGGCUUUUCCUCCUGCUCUGAAGUGGAAGAUCUGGGACUUCAAAGAUAUAAAUCCCUUCCUGGAGGGAGUCAUGAAGAAAUUCAGAGACACUGCGGAAUCUGGACUUGAGCUGCAAGAAGAAAACAUAACUUUGGAUCCAGACACAGCAAAUCCCUGGCUCAUCCUGUCUGAGGAUCGAAAGAGCGUGAGAGAGGGAGAAGUGCGUCAAGGCCUGCCAGACAACCCUGAGAGAUUUGACAUACAUAGCUAUGUACUGGGAUGUCAGGGUUUCACAUCAGGCCGACAUUUCUGGGAAGUCGUUGUGGGGAGCGAGGGGGAAUGGGGUGGGGUGGCCAGAAAGUCUGUGAAGAGGAAGGGCAAGUUCUCUUUUGGUCCUAGUGAAGUCUGGGGUAUGGGAAAGUGGCGCGGUAGGUACAAGUUCUGCUCCCCCCGUAAGGAGCCCGAGAGGAUCCGAGUGGCCCUGAACUGUGAAGGGGGGUGGGUGUCCUUUUACGAUGCUGAUACAGCAGCCCUUCUCCAGUCAUACUCAGCAGCCUUCUUCUCAGGAGAAACCUUCCAGCCCUUGUUUUCUGUGUCUGCCAAAGGCCACUUAGCACUCUCUGAGGAUAGAGACAGACAAGCAGAUACAUAUCACCACAUCUUCGAUCUAAGUUCUCUCUUAUCUCAGAGGCACUACAAUCGAAACACACCCAUUUGCAGAAGGAAAAGCGAAAACGAAAUCAACUCUCUCUCCCUGGGGCGGUGGCCUUGGCUGCUUCUGGAGGUAGUGGAUCUCUGCGAGGAAGCCACUUGCCCCAUCUGCCUGGAGUAUUUCAGGGAUCCAGUGAUCAUUCAUGAAUGCGGGCACAACUUCUGCUGGUCCUGCCUGACCCAGUAUUGGGGGAAAUCCGAGGGAGAGGCUUCCUGCCCUCAGUACAGGGAAAGGGUGGAUCAAGGCAGCGUCAGGCCAAACCAGCAGCUGGCAAAUUUUGUGGAAAUAACCCAGAAAUUCAGGCUUCUGGGCAGAAAAAUGGAGGCCAAAGGAAAGGGGAGAGUUUGUGAGAAACACCAGGAGCCCCUGAAGCUCUUCUGCAAGGAGGACGAAAGCCCCAUCUGUCUGGUUUGUGACAGAGCCAAGGAGCACAAAAGCCACGAGGCGGUUCCUAUAGAGGAGGCGUCCCAGGAGUACAAGGAUCAGAUCAGCAGAUGCCUAGACAACGUGAGGAAGGAGAGAAAGAAAAUUCUGAUGUUUAAAGCAGAUGCAGAAAAGGAAAGCCAAGACCUGCUUAAGCAAAUGAAAGCAGAGAAGGGGAAGUUGGUGGCUGAGAUCAGGCAAAUGCACCAGUUUCUGGAAGAACAAGAGAAGCUUCUUCUGGCCCAGAUGGAAGAGGUGGAGAAGGAGAUUGCAAAGAAAAGGGAGGAGCACCUGGCCAGUCUCUCCAGGGAACUUUCCGCUUUUGAUAGUGCCAUUCGGGAGAUGGAGGAGAAGCUUCAGGAACCAGCGAGUGAACUCCUGCAGGAUAUCAGAAGCUUCUUGCAGAGGUCUCAGGAGAAGGAGAACUUAGAGGAUCCUCCUGUGGCUUUUCCUCCUGCCCUGAAGUGGAGGAUCUGGGACUUCGGAGAUAUAAAUCCCUUCCUGGAGGGAGUCAUGGAAAAAUUCAGAGACACCCUGAGAUCUGGACUUCAGCAGCGAAAAGAAAACAUAACUUUGGAUCCAGACACAGCAAAUCCCUGUCUCAUCCUGUCUGAGGAUCGAAAGAGCGUGAGAGAGGGAGAAGUGCGUCAAGACCUGUCAGACAACCCUGAGAGAUUUGACAGAUAUACCUAUGUGCUGGGAUGUGAGGGUUUCACAUCAGGCCGACAUUUCUGGGAAGUCGUUGUGAGAAGAGGGGAGGAAUGGGGGGUGGGGGUGGCCAGAAAGUCUGUGAAGAGGAAGGGUCUUUUCUCUUUUGGUAAUGGGAAAGGCAUCUGGUGUUUGGGGAAGUGGGGCGGUGGGUAUCAGAACUUUGUUCCAAGAGAGGAGCCCAAGUGGAUCCGAGUGACCCUGAACUGUGAAGGGGGACGGGUGUCCUUUUACGAUGCAGAUACAGCAGUCCUCCUCCACUCAUUCUCGGCAGCCUCCUUCUCAGGAGAGACCCUCCAGCCCUUCUUUUAUGUGGCUGCCAAAGGCCACCUGAAAAUCUCUUGAGUGUAGAGUGUAGAGACAGACUAGCUUCUCAGUUCGCCGCUUUUCCGUGCCAGCAAUCAUAAAUCAGCAGAGCGAUGCGCAACAUCAAACCGCUUCAAGAGCUUUGACCCAGACAACGAAGGCAAUAACUCACAGAGACAAUUAAGUACAGACAGUAAUAUUUCACUACCGGGUCAUAAAAGCUUAAUGGCUCCCAUUUACAGAGUUCGUCUGACUAAGAGUUUCUUCCUUAGAGUUUUCCAGACUUUGCUUUUUGUGACCCACAAUGCCCUGCUCUUCCCUCUCUGUCAGCUUGCCAGAUAAAUGCAUACUAAACACACUUUUCAUACAGCUGCUGUAAGAACAGAAGCAGCUCCUCUCACAGAUGCGGCCUUGACGAAAGAUAAACAUCCAUCUUUCUGACAGCUUCUAGCAGUUUUCGGAAUCUUCUGGAAUCUUCAAGAUCAUUCAGUUAGCUCUGGAAAGAAUGAAAGCUCACCCUCACCCCAACAACUCAUCGCCAUGAUGACAUUUCAGUCGUCUCAAUCAAAAUCCCUUUCCUUCAAUUUAUGUGGCGAUUCGGCAAAAUCUCCCUAUUCAAAGAGAUCCAAAAUUUGCGUGUGACUCACUUAUGUAUUAACAGCCUUGGGCACUUUGUUGAAACAAACAAAAAAUAGAAAGAAGGGGGAGACUGCGGGGUGGGACACUGUCAGAAGGGGCCGUGUAACAUGCCUGAACUAAUGUGGAAAUAUGUUUCAUGUGUUAACAUCUUUGAUUUUAUUAAAGAUACGGCUACU
This is a messenger RNA of Podarcis muralis (Common wall lizard), 3829 nucleotides long. Lineage: Eukaryota; Metazoa; Chordata; Lepidosauria; Squamata; Lacertidae. The record is from RefSeq and is a predicted model, not a curated record.